UAAUUAUUUUAUGCAGAUGCCGGAUUCGGCUUUAAACGAUCUUAACGAAGAUAUUUGCGGCGAAGAAAGAGGCGCGUGGUCGAGACUCAAGUAGGUAGAUCGUUGAUGAAAGCAUGAUCGUUCUUCAGAAAAGGAUUCAUGAGAUGAAAAUGAUCGAGAGGAAACUACGAGCUGCCUGCGGACUGGAUGGAUUGGGAGAAACGUGUCUAUACAAGCUACGAUUCGAUGAUUUGCGAGAGCAUGGGAGUGUUGUAGUCGUAGUUGAUGAACACUCGCCCCAGUGUCACGUUGGGGAUGAUGGUCCUAAUUGCGCUCAGCUUGCCAAUCUCUACUGCCAUGGGGAGUUGCAAAGAUCUUUUGUUAUUGAUCUUGUCAGUCUCUACAGCAUAGCUGGUGGAGAAUUUGUUUUGUUUGUCACAUGACCAGUGGAAGAUGGGCAACCCUCUACUUUGCAAGAGAUUCAAGGCUAUUUUAGCAAUGUUGUGUGUUUUUCUAGAUGCGUUUUAGGAGCUGGAUUACUUGGUAAUUCCGUUGCUCCUUAUCUUUCUGAAAGUCUUAUAGUGAAAUUUCACUUUUAUCCAUUUGGAGCUUCGUGGUCUUUUCAUGUGGCUCACUUUUCCAUAUUGGUUAAUCAAGAGCAGUGAUUAUUCCAUUGUAAUUGCCUUAUUUUUGUGAAGAUUGGCAAGUUGUCAUAACUCUCUAUUGUUGCCAGUCUCUACAUUCUUGAUACCUGGAACUGCUUGAAACUCUUGAAAUCCAUCUUGAAUCUUUCUUGAUAUUGCUUUGUACUUGUUCUUGAAACUGAAAUCCAGAAAUGGAUAAUGAUUAUUGAAAUCCUCAUUAUCUUGAUUUUUGUCUGGAAUUAAUUCUUGCAUUGUUCUUGGAAUCUAGUUUGAGUUGUCCUUGGAAACGUUCUUGUUCUGACUCUGCUCUUGUUCAAAUUUUGUAUACUGCUCUUGCUUGAAUCUUGAAUAUUUUGUUAGUUCUUGUUUCAGUAUACCUAUUGAUCUUCUUGAUUUUGAUUUUUGUUCAUAUGGACACCUCUUUAGGAGGGGUGAUGAUCAUUAGGAAAUACCUAUGUGAGGCAUCCUAAUUCUUGUCUCUUGCAAGUGUUAAUCUCUGUAUUCUUGAUGUCUUAGCUUUGACUUGACUCUAGGAUGUCUAGGCUAAGCAGAUUAUAGCCUCCAUGAGCUACGAGGUGAAGGGGUAAUCUUUGAAGUACUUGAUGCCCUAGAGUUUUGUUCCAAGAGAAAUGGUUCUUUGUCUAGCUGCCUUGAUUUUUGUUUGCCCUUUUAAUUGGAAGACAGUAAUCUUCUAAGCAUCUUGAUCCCAGCCAUUGCUUUGUUCUAUUAAUUAAUUCUAGUACUUAAG
This is a messenger RNA of Rubroshorea leprosula, 1371 nucleotides long. The record is from the annotation of a GenBank genome assembly. NCBI's taxonomy places the organism in Eukaryota, Viridiplantae, Streptophyta, Magnoliopsida, Malvales, Dipterocarpaceae.